GUGCAGCAAAUCACUACUGUAUUUCGUGUAUGUAAACAAACAGGGAAGGAAGUGUGUUGUGUUGAUGGUUGUGUGUUUUUGUGUGAGAAGUUAUCGUAAUUGAUGAUCAGGUUUUUGAAAAAUGAAUUACACCUCUGUAGUGUCUCCACGAGUAUUUAAAGCUAUUCAGAACGUUGAUGUAGCUGAACUUUCAAAAUGUACCUCGAAAGAAAUCCGACCUAUUCUGCCAUGCCUGGUACGAAUGAGCUUAAUCUCCCCCCAUGACAUCACGAGAGACUGCGCGGAAGGCAGAAAGGAAAUUUUGACGCUUCUAUCGGGGAUUGAACAUGUCAACUCCAUCGUUGCACUCUUAUCCAUUGAUUUUCAUGCAUUGGAGAGUGACGUAAAAAAAGAGCAACAAUUGAGGCAGAAGUUGGGAAGUUCUCAAUCGGAUAGCAUACUUAUUCAGUCACUACAAAAUGGGCUGGCACUGGAAUUCGAGCGCAGCGACUCAACUCGAAGACUCCGGCUUGUACUGAGUGAAUUGUUGUUCAUAUCGUCACAGAUUCAUGAGCAACAACGGGGACCAGACUUUUAUGUAAAACAUUCUGAUUUAUUUGACAAUGCUGUAUACAUUGAGGAAGUCUGUGAUGUAAUUUGCAUUGCACUUGCAGAACUUCCAGCAGUCUUAAAUACUUUGGAUAUUGUGGAAACACUUUUACAUAUUAAGAAUGGCCCUGAAAUCAUUUGUUGGAUAGUUGCAAAUUCACCAGACUGCUUCAGAGAAGUUUGCACAAGUCUCAUAGCAAAUGGUGAACGUCAAGAAGAAGACAAUGUUGGGAGCAGAACAAGAAUACAAGCACUUAGCAUGCUUUGUCAGAUGAAUCCCUCCCAAGCCCUUGCCAUCAGAGCUAAAUGUGUGGAGCUGUGUCGACUUCCAGGCCUCGCCAUCACACUAAGUCUAGAACAUGCUGGUCGUACGGUAGGAGCUGAUGCUGAGGGAGACAUGGUUGCCUUUGUAUCAGGAUUACUUCUGGGUAAUGAUCAGCAAACUCGCAGCUGGUUUGCGCUGUUUGUUCGCAAUGGACAAAAGCGUAAAUGGGAAUCGCAUACAGCAUUGCAGUUGCUUCGUGAUGAAUUGCUUCGUCGUCUUCAGACCAUUGUGCUGUUUUCUUUAGACAGCCAGCUGCCAGAUUCCUGUGUUGUACAGGCGUCAGCUCUACUAAGAUUAUACUGUGCAUUGCGUGGCAUUGCUGCUAUAAAGUUUCAGGAAGAGGAAGUGUCACUAAUUGUACAGCUUUUGACAUCUCAUCCCCCACCAUCUCCUGCUGGAGUCCGAUUUGUGUCACUGGGUCUUUGCAUGCUCAUUGCUUGUCCCUCUCUCAUCAGUCAACAAGAACAUGAAAAGCGAAGCAUAGAGUGGGUUCAGUGGCUUGUUAGGGAAGAAGCAUAUUUUGAAAGCUCAAGUGGAGUGACAGCAUCAUUUGGAGAAAUGCUGUUGCUUAUGGCAAUCCAUUUCCACAGCAAUCAGCUAAGUGCUAUCUGUGAACUAGUAUGUUCCACCCUUGGAAUGAAAGUACAGAUACGUUCAAACAACAUGACACGAAUGAAACAAAUUUUCACACAGGAGAUUUUUACAGAGCAGGUUGUGACAUCACAUGCUGUGAAAGUGCCAGUUACAGCCAAUCUCAAUGCUGACAUUCCAGGAUUCCUGCCAAUCCAUUGCAUUCACCAGCUGCUGAAGAGCAGAGCAUUCACAAAACACAGGGUGCCCAUCAAGGACUGGAUUUACAAGCAGAUAUGCAGCAGUGUCUCGCCCCUUCAUCCCCUAUUACCAGCUUUAGUGGAGGUUUAUGUCAAUUCUAUAUUGGUACCAAGCUCUAAAGCACACAACUUGGAACAUACAAACCAACCCCUUGAUGAAGAAGAAAUCCAGAGGGUCUUUCAGAAUUCAGUUCCGAAUACACAGUCUGUUGUCGGCAAGAGUGCUGGCAGCCAAAAUGCCGAAGCAGCACCAUCCCUAACAUCACAGUUGUUGCUGCUGUACUACCUGCUGCUGUAUGAAGAUGUCAGACUGGCCAACAUUCAUAACCAUGCAGCUGCCGGUCGCAAAGUGAAGAGUUACUCUGCUGAAUUUCUCGCUGAGCUGCCUAUCAAAUAUUUACUGCAGCAGGCACAGAAAGAUCAACAAAGCUAUGCAGGCCUAUUUUCUCCCUUGUUGAGAUUACUUGCAACACACUUUCCUCACUUGUCUCUUGUUGAUGACUGGCUUGAUGAAGAACCAAGGGUGCAUGUUACUGAGAGCCAUGACCAGGCACCAGUCACAGUAGCUGCCAUAGAAGAAGCAUUCAGCCAUAUUUCCACAUGUCCAUCAAGAACUGCUCAAUUGUUAAGACAGCUGUUAAAUAUGCCAGCAACUAGUGUAUGGCCUUUUGCUGAAACCAUCAUAAGUUAUUUCAAAUCUUUGCUACAUGAGAAUGUACCUCGAUAUAUACAAGAACUGUAUAGAAGAGUAUGGUUACAACUAAACACAGUAUUGCCACGCUGUCUUUGGGUUAUGACAAUCAAUGCCAUCCUUCAUGAGGACCCUGGAGUUAAGAAGGUAUCUCUCACUCAGGAGAAGAUUGUCAUUAAUCCCAUACAGGUUUUAAGAUGUGACAGAAGAGUUUUCAGAUGUGCAAGCAUGCUGGUAAUUAUACUACGAGUUCUUGAGGCAUCACUGGCGGCUUCUCGAAAUUACCUACAGCGGCACCUCCAGGACCAGGCACCUUCCAUUAAUACCUCAUCCAGUGCCCUAGGUGACAAUGAGCGGGAAGAGCUUCGAAAGGCGCUUAUUGCAACUCAAGAUAGCCUUGCUGUGCAGAUGUUGCUGGAGCCAUGUCUUCCAACAGAUGAUGACAGAGAGAAACCUGGACAUUUAUGGGCACUGCGGGAAGUAAGGAGCCUCAUCUGCUCAUUUCUGCAUCAGAUGUUCAUUGCAGAUCCAUCUCUCGCAAAACUUGUGCAUUACCAGGGCUACAACCGAGACUUGCUGCCGGUUACAGUACCCGGCAUACCAUCUAUGCAUAUCUGCCUAGACUUUAUUCCUGAGUUUCUAAGUCAACCAUCUCUGGAGAAGCAAGUGUUUGCUGUUGAUUUGGUAUCCCAUCUAGUUAUUCAGUAUGCAUUACCAAAGUCCUUAAGUGUUGCACGUCUUGCUAUCAAUACAUUAUCAACUUUGCUUGGAGUUCUGCCAAGUGUCUUACGAACUCAGCUCUUCCUGCCAGUCUUACCAGCAUUGGUUCGAAUUUGUGAAGCAUUUCCUCCUCUUGUGGAUGACACUGUCUCCCUUCUGAUGCAGUUGGGGCGUAUAUGUGCUUCUGAAGCAUCUCUCUCCUACCCACGGGACGUCUGUGUUGGACAGUGGUCAAUGUUAUGUGAAGAAGAUAAAGCAAGAACGCAAGCAAACGAUAAGCUCUGUGUUGAAGUUAAACAUACUUUUGACAGCAUACUGAAGAGAGCAGUUCUCAAAACAAAAAAUUAUUAAUGUUAUGGAUGUGUAAGAAAGUGAUAACAUUGUACCUGAUCAGCUGGUAUAUCUAGUAUUUGUCUUCCUUCCUCCACUUUUUGAUAAGAGAGAGUGUUUUAAUUCACCAAAUACAGGAGUGGAAACUGAGAAAUAAUGUUAGUUUUCAUUGCUGACGAUUUCUUUAUGUAUUUUAAAGAAGCACAGAAUAUGUAUUUAACAACUUUUGUAAAUAAAAUUAUGGACGCU
Schistocerca piceifrons (Central American locust) is the source of this 3733-nucleotide messenger RNA. Its product is annotated as integrator complex subunit 2-like. The transcript has 17 exons. Gene Ontology annotation, cellular component: integrator complex. Gene Ontology annotation, biological process: snRNA 3'-end processing. Bases 122 to 3505 code for a protein of 1127 amino acids. The record is from RefSeq and is a predicted model, not a curated record. Lineage: Eukaryota; Metazoa; Arthropoda; Insecta; Orthoptera; Acrididae.